GAGCAACAGCAGCAGCAGAAGUUCACAUGAAAUGAACUUUAAACCAGAGAGAAGACAGAGCUGUGUGGAGUGUUUUGCACAAAGAGGAAUCAAACCAUCAACGUUUCUGUUUAUAUCAACCUGAACUAAAGCUUCUGUGAUGGCCGCUGUGAGCUGUACUCUCUCUGAGGAGCAGUUCCUGUGCUCCAUCUGUCUGGAGGUCUUCACUGAUCCAGUCACUACACCGUGUGGACACAGCUUCUGCAGAGUCUGUAUCAACAAACACUGGGACAGCAGCGACCAAUACAACUGCCCAGUCUGUCAACAGGACUUCAGCUCAAGACCUCAGAUGAAAAUCAACACUGUUCUGGCAGAAAUGGUCUCUCAGUUCAGAAAUAAACCUGAAGAUGAAGAAACUGUGAGCUCCAAACCCCAGUCCACUGCUCCAGGAGAAGUGAGCUGUGAUGUGUGUCCAGAGCCCAGACUCAGAGCCCUGAAGUCCUGCCUGGUGUGUCUGGCCUCGUACUGUCAGAUCCACCUGCAGCCCCACCUCACAAACCCCCGUCUGAAGAGGCACCAGCUGAUCCAACCUCUGCCCAACCUGGAGGAGCGCAUCUGCCCUGAGCACGACCGACCUCUGGAGCUCUUCUGUAGGGAACACUCACACUUCAUGUGCAUGCAGUGCGGUUAUACAGAGCACCAAACUCAUGAUACAGUCCCCCUGAAGGAGGAGGGUGAGGAGCACCAGGCCACGCUGAAGAAUCAGAUUAAAGAAAGACGUCAGAAAAUCGAGGAGAUCCGGCGCUCAGUGGAGCUCAGUCAGAGAAAAGCAGACACAGAAAUACAAGAAGGUCUCAGAGUCUACAACGCUUUGAUGGAGUGUGUUCAACAAAGUCUGGACAAGUUCAAACAGAACAUUGUAGAGAAGCACAAGAAGAACGAGGAGGAGGCAGCUCAGCUGAUAGAGCAGAUCCAGACAGAGAUCUCUGCGCUGGAGCAGAGAGGAGCUGAGAUGGAGCAGCUCUGGAGCUCUGGAGACCACCUGCACUUUGUACAAACCUUCACUUCAGUCAAACCUGCUCCACAGCUCAAUGACUGGACCGAGGAGACUGUGAGGGCCCCAUCGUACAAGGGGAGAGCGGGCCAGGCUCUGUCUGAUCUGAAGAAGACACUUAAUACAGAGAUGGAGAAGUUCUUUAAGACUGAAUUAGAAAAAGUACAAGAGUUUGCAGUGGAGGUGUCUCUAGACCCAGACACAGCACAUCCAAAAUUAGUUCUGUCUAAAGAUCUCAAACAGGUUCAUUACAGAAACCAAAGACAAACUCUUCCAGAUAAUCCUGAGAGAUUUUCAAGGUUUUUUUGUGUUUUAGGAAAACAAAAGUUCUCAUCAGAAAAGUUUUAUUUUGAGGUCCAGGUCAAAGGAAAGACUCAAUGGGAAUUAGGAGUGGCCAAAGAGUCAGUGGACAGAAAAGCUGAAGAUGAUCAAACUGUACAGAGAGGAUACUGGACACUCUAUAUUGGCAGAGCUAAGUAUAUAACGUCAGACGAUCCCCCUGUACUUUUCCCUGUGACAUCCUCUCCAGAGAAGGUGGGAGUGUUUGUGGAUUAUGAUGAAGGUCUUGUCUCUUUCUAUGAUGUGGAUGAAGAAUCUCUUAUUUACUCUUUCACUGACUGUGGUUUCACUGAGAACAUUCGGCCACUUUUAAUUCCAUAUGGCAAUGCUAAAGGUACAAACUCUGCUCCUCUGAUACUUUCCCCCAUUAACAGUUCUGCAGAAUAAAGAUCAUCUCAUAGAAGAGAGAUAUCCAUCAAUCACACUCCUGGUGGGAACAAAACAAUUAGAACAUGUUAGCAGGUAGUUGGAUUUUUGUCAUUUAUUUAUUAUCAAGAAAGUUUGAGUUUAUAUUUAGUUUAGUUGAUGUUUCUGCACAAACUGGAUUCAAUGUGCCCAAAGACAGAGGUCAGCUGACUCCCUGAAUAUAUUAAAGGACCAGGUUACUUUCUUCACUGGUUCUGGAAUAACUUUCUAUUUCUAUGUUUCUAUGUUUUCUUCUUUGCUUGUUUACAUUGUUUAUGAAAAUAGGCUGCACAUAAAUCAAGAUGGUGAGGAUUGUUAAAUGAACUCAGUAUAAACUUUCUAUUUAGACGUCUGUAGUGUAAUCUGCAGGGACGUUAAAGGGCCCAUAUUACACUAUUUUCUGAUCUAUGUUAUAAUGCUGUUACGUCUUCAAAAACCCACCCAGAUUUGAGUUUUGUUUCAUUCACAAAAAAAAGCUCACAAGAGUCAGUUUUGUGUAACACUUUAAUAUAAUGCAUAAUAUAUACCAUUGUUUCCCAAAGCCUGGGUCGUGACCCUCAGGUGGGUCACACGAGAUCUUUUUUUGGGUCAUCUUGUCACGAUCUAGCCUGAUUCAUCAGCCAGUUUCACUUCAUGGAAACCGUCUGACCUCGCAGCAUUAGGAUUCAUUUGCUCGACAGUAGGCGGGUACUUUUUUAUUUAAACAAUCGCUGCUAUUUGGUUGUGAUGUAUGUAAUGCGCCAUUAACGGGGCUAACUGGUAUAUUAAGCUUUUCCCAAAUCCUGUAGGAAGAAGGGCAAUAAUGUGUUUCCCCUUGAUAAAAUUCACCAAACAUUCUCUUUAUUCCGACUUUAAAUCUUUGAUCUCGGGAAUUGUUGCCAACACAGAAUAUAUGGCUCUUUAAUGAUUGGCUGGUGCCCGAACUUGCACUUUUGGGGUUCUUGCAAAUCGUCUAGUGUAUUCUGAUUGCUGACCUAGUCGCUGGAGAGAAAUUAAAUUGAGUGGAGGCAUUAGGUGGCACCAGCCUGACUAGUCAUGAUCUGCAUUUCUACUUGAUCUGCGCCUGCGUUCUCCUCCUGCACCAGGACUGGAACGUGCUACAAAAACACAGACAGGCCCACCUGUCUCAUUAUAAAUGAUAAAAUGUUACGACAUGUUUUGUAUAAUUUUUAAUCUUUUUCAUAAUUAUUUUAUUGACUAUUUUGUUUCAGUAUCGCUGGUUCAUUUGGAUGUUGAAAAGAAAAAUAAAUGGGCUACAUUUAAUGUCUAAAUAGGUGACUUAUGGAUCUUUUUAUUGCUGCUUCAAUCACAGUUUUUCAUUCUUUCAAACUUGAAUAAUAGUAAUUGUUCAGAGAGACACGAUCAGUCAGUCAACAAUAAAAUAUCCUCAUUAAUGUUCAGUAAUGGUCAAAUCCACCUUUGUUUUGUGAUUUAUGAAUAAUGUCUCUUGACUUGGGUCGCGAAGGACUGUGACUUUUAAAAUAUGGGUCCCCAGAAAAAAAGUUUGGGAAACACUGUUAUAUACGAAACUCACGAUUAGUGCAGAAGUCACUGAUCAGCCAUUAUUUUUUCCAUCAAUGUACUUAGUCAAACUAUUAUUUCUAUUGUGAACUUAUAUUUUGAUUUUAAGCAACAAAAAAAGGUCAAAAUAUUGUGGUUGGAGAUUUAUGUAUUUACAGAUAAACUGUAUUAAUGAAGAAAAUCAGAAAUAAUUUUUUCUUCUUUGAUAACUGAUAUUUAUAGAUCAGACAGUAAACAAAGAAGAGGAUUUUUAUCGUGGACUUCCUUUGUCUCUCUUUUUAAGUUGUAAUUACAUGAUAAAUACAGGAAAAGAAAACUAAGAAUCUUAUGUAAACACUUUUGAUUUAUGAUUUUGUCACUGACUUAUUUUGUGUCACAAUCUGUUAUGGUGCAGGGAAAAUAAAUGAUAUGGAGUAACCAUG
This is a messenger RNA of Boleophthalmus pectinirostris (great blue-spotted mudskipper), 3720 nucleotides long. Its product is annotated as E3 ubiquitin-protein ligase TRIM21-like. The transcript is spliced from 2 exons. The record is from RefSeq and is a predicted model, not a curated record. Gene Ontology annotation, biological process: protein ubiquitination. Lineage: Eukaryota; Metazoa; Chordata; Actinopteri; Gobiiformes; Gobiidae. Bases 140 to 1759 code for a protein of 539 amino acids. Gene Ontology annotation, molecular function: protein binding; ubiquitin-protein transferase activity; zinc ion binding.